This is a messenger RNA of Linepithema humile (Argentine ant), 2379 nucleotides long. It is a transcript of the gene muc, whose product is annotated as dihydrolipoamide S-acetyltransferase muc. The record is from RefSeq and is a predicted model, not a curated record. Gene Ontology annotation, molecular function: dihydrolipoyllysine-residue acetyltransferase activity. NCBI's taxonomy places the organism in Eukaryota, Metazoa, Arthropoda, Insecta, Hymenoptera, Formicidae. Gene Ontology annotation, biological process: pyruvate decarboxylation to acetyl-CoA.
GAUUCGUAUGUUCGUACGAUUCUGUUAUCGAAGUUUCCAUUAUCGAAGCGACAUCGACAGAUUCACAAUUUGUUUGUGCAAUCUGCAUUGUUUUUCUCACAAUCAGAUUAAUCUAUGCUGUGACCAGUAGUUGAAACAAUUUUCGGCUCGUAUUCAUUGUAGUCUCCUAACACAAACUGCACUUUUCGUGCGAAAAACCACGUGACCUUGCCGACGACCUCUGGUUGGCAUUUAACAUCGUCCGUCAUCUAGUCCUGUUUCAUAGAUCCAGAUUAUUGACAGACAGAUCAUCGUCGUCGUUGUCGUCGUCGUCGUCGUCGUCGUCAUCACGCGGGUAAAUUAAGGCUCUCGUCGAGGAUUUUAAAUUGACACGCGGCAUCAUCGAAAAUCCCGACAGUUAUGAUACGGACCACGUCGAGCCUACGUAACGGGUUGGCACGCGCAAUCGUUCGUGGUUCCGCGCGAACCAACAUCGUCAGAUCCAUAGUCAUCCGAUGUCUUCACAGAAAACAUCAGCAGAGGAUUCAGCAUCAUAGUGCGUUACGUUUUAUAUGGACACCAUGGCAGCAACAGGUCAGACUCUAUGCGGAUUAUCCAGAUCAUAUCAAAGUCCCUCUUCCAGCAUUGUCUCCUACUAUGGAAACAGGAACAAUAAUCAGUUGGCAAAAAAAGGAAGGUGACAAGUUGAACGAAGGUGAUUUGCUAGCAGAGAUUGAGACAGAUAAAGCCACAAUGGCAUUUGAAACUCCUGAAGAAGGUUAUCUGGCCAAGAUCCUGGUACCUGCAGGAACAAAGAACGUACCCAUAGGCAAAUUGGUUUGCAUUAUUGUGUCAGAUGAGCCUAGUAUCGCUGCGUUUAAAGACUUUAAAGAUGAUGCAGCUGCGGCUGCUCCACCUCCUGUGGCACCUCCACCAGCUGCUCCUAUACCAUCCGUACCACCACAGUCUUCUGCAGCACUAUCAGCUGCACCAACUCCGGCAAAAGUUCCUUCUAUUCCAGCGCCUUCUGGAGAUAGGAUAUAUGCUAGUCCAUUAGCGAGAAGAUUAGCAGCUGAAAAAGGACUCAAUUUACAGAGUCUAAAAGGAACAGGAUUAUACGGCUCGAUAACGUCCAAAGAUCUGGAGAGUGCUGUUGUAGCAGGGGCAGUACAACCAGGAAUAGCAGCAGUUGGUGCACCAGGCGGAAUAGACAUUCCUGUAUCAAAUAUACGUGCGGUUAUUGCCAAACGCUUGUUAGAGAGCAAGCAGACAAUUCCGCAUUAUUAUCUCUCAGUGGACAUAAAAAUGGACGCUGCGUUGGCAAUGAGAGAACAAUUCAAUAAAUUGUUAGAAAAAGAUAAAAUAAAGUUGAGCGUAAAUGACAUUAUUAUUAAAGGAAUGGCUAUGGCUUGUAAAAAAGUACCAGAGGGCAACAGCGCGUGGUUAGGAAAUGUAAUUAGACAAUACAACAAUGUGGAUGUUAGUGUAGCAGUAAGCACAGAUAGUGGCUUAAUUACCCCGAUACUGUUCGGCGCCGACACAAAAGGCAUAGUUCAAAUUAGUAAAGACGUGAAGGCAUUAGCCGCGAAGGCGAGGGAAGGAAAGCUGCAGCCACACGAAUUUCAAGGAGGAACAAUUACUCUCUCGAAUUUGGGCAUGUUUGGAAUCAAGAAUUUCUCUGCCAUAAUAAAUCCUCCGCAAUCAAUUAUUCUCGCUGUGGGCACUACAGAGGCUAGACUGGUACCUGCCAAAAAUGAUAAAGGGUUUACGACUGCCCAAUAUAUGUCUGUAACUGCCAGCUGUGAUCAUCGUACCGUCGAUGGUGCGAUAGGCGCACAAUGGUUAGCUGCUUUUAAAGAUUUGAUGGAAAAUCCGACAACGAUGCUUCUGUAAAAUAUUAUCUCAGGUGGAAAUAGACGAUCUGCAAUAAAAGGGACACUUAAGAAACGAUACGUGGUAUUUAUGGAUUAUUGCCAGGAUUGCUUCUGUAUUGACUCAAAUUUGUAAAAUAUUCAUUGAUGUUUUUUCAAGUUUUUAAAAAAAUUAUAUAAUAUGUUGUUUUUUUCAUUAAAUACGAAUGAGAAGACUGAUGUUUAAAUUCAGCACAAUCAAAGUUCACAAAUAAUUCAGGUUCAAUCCUUUAAUUUUAUAAAAUUAGAAUGUUUCUGUGAACAAAUCGAUUUCUCGAUUUGAAUUUAUUUAUCACCUAGCAAAACUGCCUUUAUUAGCGAUCAUGUGUACAUACGUGUAUUUAUGUAAUAAAUAAUGCAGCUGCGCUGUGUUGCGGAAUAUACGAUGACCACGUUUUAGGGGAAAUAAGAAGAGUGUCAAAGAUGUUUAUAGUAAAUAUGUAUACACAUGUAUAUCACAUGUAUUUAAUAAAUCACCUCUUACGAUAUA